UCUGCUGCAGACGACAGCCGAUAUUGGAAUAGCCGGUGGCACUGGAACCAGCUUUGCACGGAAUCUGCCCACUGAGUUAAUUUUUCUCUCCAGUUAGGCUAAUUGAACAGGUUAAAUCGACCUAUUCUUGUGAUUUAGAUUGAUCUGUUUUGUUUAAUAUUUUGUAUUAGCCUAUCUGCAUAAUAAUACCCCAGGACCAGGUUUAGUGCAUUUUUUACAGCUAAAGGAAGAAGUGAUGGAUAAAAUAAUGUCCAGACAUCUCACGGUGAAUCCACGUUUUCUACCUGCGUCGAAUCACUGCGUACUGAAGUCUCUAUUGGAGAACCCCAUGAAACUACCCUUCCUCAAACAUGAACACCAAAAUGAAAGGUUUGAGAAGGAGCGAGAGAAGGAGAAGAAUUUGGAUGAGGAGAGGAGUGCCCCACAGUCAGCCUUCCUUGGCCCGACGCUGUGGAACAAGACUCUCCCCUACGAUGAGGACAACUUCCAGCUGGAGUACAUGGAUCUGGACGAGUUCCUGUCGGAAAAUGGCAUUCCGUCUGAUCUCGCCACCGCCGUCCACCGCGACCAGCACCAAACACACCAAUCACAGUCCCAGCACCAGACGUCAAGUAGGUCACCAGCCCCGCCCACACCGUCGCCCUCGGUGAUCGACCUUAGCAACCAUGCCAGUGCAUCGACGUUGGUACACACAAGCAUGGGCGCACAGAACUGUCUCCGUAGUCUCACCAGAACAGCCCUGCCAUCCAGAAACACUCCCAGCCCCAUCGACCCAGAGUCCAUCCAGGUGCCGAUGAGUUAUGAGCCCGACCCUGCUGACCUGGCCCUGUCCAGUGUACCGGGACAGGAGAUGUUCGACCCCCGCAAAUGCAAGUUUGCCCCCGAGGAGCUCAAACCACAGCCCAUGUUCAAGAAAGCUCGCAAGGUGUUAUUCCCUGAUGACAUGAAGGAUGACAGGUAUUGGGUGAGGCGUAAGAAGAACAACGUGGCUGCCAAGAGGUCACGGGACGCCCGUCGGCUCAAAGAGAACCAGAUCGCCAUCCGAGCGGGUUUCCUGGAGAAAGAGAAUUCAGCACUGAGGAUGGAGGUGGGCGACCUGAGGAGAGAGCUGGGGCGCACCAAAAACAUAGUGGUCAAGUACCAGGCUUCACACGGACCUCUGUAAUGGGACUGAGACAGAAUACACUCACACACAGAUAGCAACUACACACACACACAAACAUAAAGAAAAACACAAACACACACACACACACACAAAUAUGAGGCUGAGAGGCUGAGCUUACAGCUGUCUGAGACAACCACCCAAUCAAUCCCCCCAUUUAUCUCACCCAUGUCUAUCUCUGAUUGGCACUUUAGAGUGAAAGCGGAUAACGUUGUGUAAAGUGUGAGUAUGAAACGGAAUGUGUUUCCUUUAUUUCUGGGCUAUGUGUGUUUUUAAUUGUAUUAUUUUCUUUUUUAUAUAUCUAUCCACACAUAGCUAAUGUAUUUGAUGUGUUAUUUUCCUUACACGGUGGUUUGUACAUAUUGUCCACGCCGUUUACUGUGGCAUUUCAUUUUUUUAUGAAUAUGUAUGAAUGAAUGUUAUAUUACCUUAUUAUUAUUAUGUUAUAUUACCUACCCUCAUCCAACUCCCUCUUGAUCCAUAACAUCUGUUAUCGUCUGUUGAUGAUCUUGUGUCUGUGGUUGCCAUGGUUUUCUAUGGUUUCCAUACUGUAAAUAUAGGUAAUGUCAGCUGAGAUGUCUCUGCUGACGUUACCUGUCCCACUUCAUCCAGCUUUCUUUUUAAUCCACCCCCACCCCCCUUUCUUAUGCUCUGUCAGAGAUAAGCUGUUUGUAAAGUGUAGAAUCUUCAUGUAAAGAAUCACUGCACUGCUCACACUUGAAAACUAUCUAAUGCCUACAUACCGCUAGCCUGGGUACCCAACUGUUUCUGCAUUAAGUAACGCUACACAGUUGCCUGAUUAGGCAACAGCAUGUUAGCUAACGCAGAGACAGACUGGCAUCCAGGCUAGCAUUCUAUGAUGUCAGCUUUGUCAUUUGUUCAUUUCGUUCAUAUGGCAGUGUUAUGACCAGGCAGGUUACCCGUGAUACAAGUCAGUAUUCUACGUCUAUCCAUGUCUGAGGACGUCGGGAGAUGAUGUGGAAAACAGCCACAAGGGGCAACAGUGAGCCCUGUUACUUCCAAGUAGGUUUUGGUUUUGCUAAGAUGUUGCGAAUGGGUGUAAGCAUCUGCCUCUGAUUCCAAAGGUUGCAUGUUUGAAUCCAG
Molecule: messenger RNA, 2266 nt
Organism: Salvelinus namaycush (lake trout)
Lineage: Eukaryota; Metazoa; Chordata; Actinopteri; Salmoniformes; Salmonidae
Gene: hlfb
Product: HLF transcription factor, PAR bZIP family member b
Exons: 4
Coding region: 236-1165 (309 amino acids)
Biological process (GO): regulation of transcription by RNA polymerase II
Cellular component (GO): nucleus
Molecular function (GO): RNA polymerase II cis-regulatory region sequence-specific DNA binding; DNA-binding transcription factor activity, RNA polymerase II-specific
Source: RefSeq, a predicted model, not a curated record